Molecule: messenger RNA, 807 nt
Organism: Kwoniella shivajii
Lineage: Eukaryota; Fungi; Basidiomycota; Tremellomycetes; Tremellales; Cryptococcaceae
Exons: 3
Coding region: 1-807 (268 amino acids)
Source: RefSeq, a predicted model, not a curated record
AUGGGCUCUUCACAAUCGAAAUCCAAGACUACAGGCAAGACCACGGGUGAGCAACUAGGCUUUAAAGCGAUUGCAAUAGCCACAGCUCGCCACCUUUCUGAUUUCAAGAAAGGGAGCAAGAACGGCGAGGGCGCCUUUACGCCUCGAUGUGAAGCGACACCACCACCAGCGUACGAAAGUUCUAUUGUCGCUCCUGGAAAGUUGGGAGAGAAAUCCUCUACAGUCAAGAAAGCUGAAAAUCAACCUGAGGUCCCUAAAUGGAUUUACAAAUCCGUCUUCUCGCCUGGAGGCAGUAUUCAAAUCACUUCAAAAGAAGGUGAGAAAUUCACUGUGGAUGGUGGCAAAGUCCGUGCUUCUAGCCGAAUUCUGGCUGAGAGACUGACAUGCAAACUGUCCGAUCCGGAACCGAAGGUAGAAUUGAUUUUCCAAGAUCAAAUGGAAACUUCAGAUGUUAUCCUCAAGUAUAUCGACAUACUCAAAGGUGAAAUCUUGCCCAUCAAAUCAGCCAAGCCAGUAUAUGUGGACACCAUUCUCAAUUAUACUAUUGUAAAGUUGAUUCAGUUCUUAAACAAAUAUGAAAUGAAAACCGAAAUCAAGUUUUUACAGCUGAACGUUCAUAAUUGGUUUUACACUUAUUUGGAAGAUAAAGGUCAUGUAAUCCAAUACCGGAUUUCAACUUUGGCUUUCUUCAUAUAUUCAGCUUUGCUAGACGAUGAUCUCUUCUGCAAAGAGAUAAUGAGAAGGAGCUAUUAUGAGGUGUAUCCAUAUGGUCAACACACCGGUAUGACGAUCUGGAAUAUCGUUUAA